AGUAAACCCCAUAAAACUUUCGGCGAGAAAAUAAGGAAGCCCAAUAUUAAACCCUAAAAUGCCUAUCCCUUUUUAUUUGCUAAAGAAGCCCUAACUCCGUACUUCUUCUCUUGCAGUGGUAGGGAACGAAGUCGAACUGUUUCACACAGCAGCCAUGGUGAAGUAUUCAAGAGAACCGGACAACCCUACUAAAUCUUGCAAAGCUAGGGGUUCUGAUCUUCGUGUUCAUUUUAAGAAUACACGAGAAACUGCAUUCGCAAUCCGAAAGCUACCUUUGACAAAGGCAAAAAGGUACUUGGAGGAUGUUAUUGCCCAUAAGCAAGCAAUUCCAUUCCGCCGCUUCUGUGGAGGAGUUGGGCGAACCGCACAGGCUAAGAAUCGACAUUCUAAUGGACAAGGCCGCUGGCCCGUGAAAUCUGCAAAAUUCAUUCUCGAUUUGCUCAAGAAUGCCGAGAGCAAUGCUGAGGUAAAAGGUUUGGAUGUAGACUCACUUAUCAUAUCUCACAUCCAAGUGAACCAAGCACAGAAGCAAAGGCGCCGAACAUAUCGUGCACACGGAAGGAUUAACCCCUACAUGUCUUCACCGUGCCACAUUGAACUGAUCCUGUCUGAGAAAGAGGAACCUGUCAAAAAAGAGCCCGAGACUCAAUUGGCUCCAAGGAAAUCAAAGGGUGCUUCGUCUUAAAUUGCUGAGUAAUGGAUUGUAACUCUUGAAAAUUUUACAUUUUACUUUAGUUGCCUCUGUAAUGAGAACAUUUUUGGUUUCCUUAUGAAAUGCUUAAGACUCAAAGUUAGUCUAUGGAGAUUCUUGGUUUCUAUUUAAA
Messenger RNA from Gossypium arboreum, 824 nucleotides. RefSeq names its product 60S ribosomal protein L17-1. The record is from RefSeq and is a predicted model, not a curated record. Gene Ontology annotation, molecular function: structural constituent of ribosome. Gene Ontology annotation, biological process: cytoplasmic translation. Bases 155 to 685 code for a protein of 176 amino acids. Lineage: Eukaryota; Viridiplantae; Streptophyta; Magnoliopsida; Malvales; Malvaceae. Gene Ontology annotation, cellular component: ribosome; cytosolic large ribosomal subunit. The transcript is spliced from 7 exons.